Molecule: messenger RNA, 3233 nt
Organism: Acanthopagrus latus (yellowfin seabream)
Lineage: Eukaryota; Metazoa; Chordata; Actinopteri; Spariformes; Sparidae
Exons: 5
Coding region: 1-1029 (342 amino acids)
Source: RefSeq, a predicted model, not a curated record
AUGACUCGGUACAAAGAUAAGAUCACAGGACUGCUGCAGGAGUUUGAGCAACGGUUUCAGAUUUUUGAAAGAGGAAGAAGAGAAAAAAACGCCAAGAUAAAGUACUUUGGAGGCCCAGAAUCAGCCCAGUGCCAGUCCACAUCAGGCUCAACUGUGGGAAAUGCAUCAGGUCCAUCCCCAUCCUCUACAGAGCCUUGUCUCGCACCCCCAUCCUCUGUGCCCACUGUCCCCUCAGGCUAUGUGUCUGUAACCACAGCUGAUUUACCUGCGACUUCCACCACAACGUCCGCUUGGCACCAUGGAUCAUCAUCAGCUCUGCCAGUUGAUCCAGCUGAGUGGCCUUCUUUCCUCUCAGAUUUAGACAGGACUGAGCAGGCAAUCAGAGGGCCACUGCCUAUUCAGGAGAACUUUUCAUUCCCCAAAAGGCAUGAUGGCCGAAGUUUCCAUUAUCACUAUAUCUAUAGACAGUUAGACAAUGGGGAAAAAGUAAAGCGGAGCUGGCUGACUUAUUCAAGAAGUAAAGACGCAGUCUAUUGCUUUUGCUGUAAAUUAUUUUCAAAGAAGUCCUUAACACUGGCAACUGAGGGACAGUGGGAUUGGGUCAACAUUGGUGCACUGCUAAAACAGCAUGAGAAUGGUGAAGAUCAUUGCAGCAACAUGGUGAAAUGGAAGGAAUUUGUCUUGCGUCUGUCAAAAGGGAAAACUAUUGAUGACACAGAAAUGGGCCUCCUUGAGGCAGAAAAGAAUCGCUGGAGAGAUGUUCUCACACGCUUAAUCAGUAUUAUCCAGUCACUAGCAGAAAGGAACCUGGCACUGAGGGGAUCUGUUGACACAUUACAUCAGGCCAACAAUGGGAACUUUCUAAAAGAAGUGGAACUGAUAGCUAAAUUUGAUCCUGUAUUGAGAGAUCACGUGAGACGCAUCGACAGUGGAGCAGAACAUAUCACAUACUUGGGGAAAACGAUUCAAAAUGAGUUGAUAACCUGUGUUAGUGAUAAAAUAGUGGAGACAAUGGUGUCUGAAAUAUAAGAUUCAAAAUACUAUGCCAUAAUACUGGAUUGCACCCCAGAUUCAAGAUUCAAGAUUCAAGAAAACUUUAUUUAUCCCGAGGGAAAUUGUCGUGCAACAGUAGUAAAACAAAGUGAGAAAGGAAUACAAAAGUAAUAAAUAAUGGUAAAGUAAUAAAUAAACAAGUUACUAAGUACACAGAAUGCUGAAUGAUGAUGUAAGUCAUCAAGAACAGACGUCUGUUGUUGUGCGCACUGUAAAUCUUGGAAAAACACCAGAGAUAAAGGAGCACUUCUUGGGGUUUUCUCCUAACUCCUGACUCUACUGGUCAAGGCCUAUCUGAACUAAUUCUUCAGAGGCUGGAAGAAUUGAACAUCCCCUUUGACGACUGUAGGGGACAGUCUUAUGACAAUGGUGCAAACAUGAAAGGUGCAAAUAAAGGCGUGCAGGCAAGGCUUUCAAAAAAAAAUCCACGUGCUUUUUAUGUGCCUUGUGGAGCCCAUAGCCUAAAUCUAGUGGUCUCUGAUGCUGCUAAAGUGUCCAUGGAUGCCACUUGCUUCUUUGGAAAUCUGGAAAAAAUAUACAAAGUCUUCUCAGGUUCCCCUCAAAGGUGGACCAUCUUGAAGAAGCAUGUAAACAACACAGUCAAGUCUUGGAGUGAAACACGAUGGGAAAGCCAGGUUAAAAGUAUCGAACCUUUACGCUACCAAGCAGAAAAGGUGAGACAGGCUUUGUUAGAAGUUAGGGAAAAAACUACUGACCCCACAGUAAAAGUUGAGACCCACUCGCUUGCUGAAGAAAUCGGGUCAUUCAGAUUUCAAAUUUGCUGUGUGGUUUGGUAUGACAUUCUCUCCCAGAUUAACACCACAAGCAAACUACUUCAGUCAGCCAACAUGCAGUUUGAUGUUGCAGUGGGGCUCAUUCAGAAAAACAAAGAACAUUUAAUCGGUUACAGGGCAACCGGUUUUAAAGAUGCACAGGUCUCUGCAAAAGAGACAUGUGAACAAUUGAACACUGAAGCAGUGAUCAAACAGAAGAGGUUGCGAACCACAAAAAGGCACUUUGCCUAUGAGAUGCCUGAUGAGCCACAAUCUGAUGUGAUGAAGAGGCUGGAAGUAUCCUUCUUCAUUGCUGUGGUAGACUGUACCAUCCAGUCUUUGGAGGACCGCUUUCAGAGGCAUGUUUGGAGUGCUUUCCAACUUUGGCCAGCUUGAUCCACAGACAAGAAAGGAUCAGUGUAAACUUCUCAGAGACAAACUCACCUUUGGAGAACAGUCUGAUAUUGAUGGGAACGCACUGGCCACAGAGAUGGAGAACCUUCCAGAUCUCCCUAAAGCACAGAUGAGCCCAUUUGAACUGCUCACCUACUUCUCUCAAAAUGAGAUCUGUGAGUUGUACCCAAAUCUAUGGGUAGCUCUACGGAUAGCAUGCACUCUCCCUGUGACUGUAGCAUCUGCAGAGCGGAGCUUUUCCAAGCUCAAAUUAAUAAAGAACUACUUGAGAUCUUCCAUCGCACAAGAAAGACUGAGUGGACCGGCAGUGAUUAGUAUUAACAACAAAGUUGGCCAUCAGAUUUCUUACGGUGAAGCCAGGAAGCACAGGUUUUAAGGAGUGGGUGGAGUAUUGAGGAAGAACAGAGUAACACCAAAGUUACAUUUUAAGACCUAAUUAUUCAACUUUAUAUUUGUUCUUUUUAGAACCAUUUUUGUUACCUGGUUUCAGGUAACUCUGUUCAUUUACAUCAUUAUUGAAGUAUCUGCUUGACAUUUUAAUUCUGUCUGUUUUUGUACUGAAUUGAAUUUAUUUUUAUAUAUCUAAGGGAUUUUAUUUUUUGUUAUUGCACUUUAUUGUUGUUCUUGCACUAGAAAUUUUUGCACAUUGCUGUUGCAGUUUUUGAAACCAGAUGACACAGUAACACAAUGCUUCAUCACUUGAAAUGUUGUGAAAAUCAACCCCAGGCCGCUCUUGAAGCUGAAUGUGCUACAUUUUGAGAUUAAAAACCAUAUGUGGCACCCUGAACACCAUUCAUCAGUCAUUCAUUGGUAUUAUUUGUAUUGUUGGAUUGGUAUUAUUUAUGUUAUUACCUAGGCCACCCCCUUAAAUGUGUAAGACAUGUCAGGCGCAAUAAGUUUAUACUGUAGUAGGUGUGUGAAUGAUCAACAAUCAAUAUUAUUGGCAGAAAUACGGGGCCCCAAGAUCUGAUUUUGCUCAGGGCCCCAUGGAGG